Molecule: messenger RNA, 625 nt
Organism: Misgurnus anguillicaudatus (oriental weatherfish)
Lineage: Eukaryota; Metazoa; Chordata; Actinopteri; Cypriniformes; Cobitidae
Source: RefSeq, a predicted model, not a curated record
UGUGCUUUAGUUUGAGUGGCAGUUCAGGCUAAAUUGAUACAGUCGAACAGACAUCACAUCUGUAUCUCUGAACUUCUGUAAGUAUCAUGUUGAUUUUACUUGCUGCCAUUUUCAUUCUCCACCUCGCCUGCAUCGCACUGCUGCUGGCUGCCACCAUCAACAAUGCCUGGUGGAUGACUAACACAGUGUCCACUGAUAUUUGGGCUCGCUGGGUUUUGAAAGAUGGAAAUUGGAACUACACGGAUAUUCCUGGACAUUAUCCUGAAGAGUAUCUGCGGGCCGUACAGGCGACAUCUAUACUCGCGUGUAUAUUCUGCAUUCUGGGCCUGUUUGUGUUUGUAGCACAACUCUACACACUACCUAAAGGAAAACGCUUCCUGUUUACUGGAGCCUUUCAACUGCUUGCCUGGUUGUGUAUAGUGAUCGCAGCGUCUAUCUACACUGAUAUCUUCCAUAAAGAUGAGUCGGAUGGUUGGUACGGAUCAUCAUUUAUCAUCGCAUGGAUCUCUGUUUGUCUCACCUUCAUCUCCUGUGUGACUUACUUUGUCCUGCGAAAGAAAACAGCAUAAACACACACACACACACACACACACACACACACACACACACACACAAACACACACAC